AUGGUGGACGUAAAGGUGAAGAUCAAAGAUGGCUGCAGGGGUGGACGUGAACAGUUUCAAUGGAGAUCCAUCAAGGAACAAGAGUUCAAGGACCGCGAAUCCUACCUCGGCCAGUCAACAAAGGUCGGUCAAAUGGGCAAGUUCGGCAAGUACUACUUGCACGACUGGUAUGCAAGGAAGCGAGACACUACGGCGAGCAUCGCUGAAGAGCGCGGGGCCGUGCAGGCUUACGAAGAGGAGCUGAUGCAGGAGGCCUUGGGCUUGAAGCCAAAGAAGCUUCUCCUCGCCAAGAAGCAGAUGAAUGAGGAGGAGCUCAAGGAGUUCCUCAAAUCCAAAAAGGAAGACACAGGUCGAGAGGCCAUGGGACCACAGAAGAAGGUCCUGCGAAAUGAGUUGGGGGAAGAGGUUGUGACCAGCAAUGAAGACAUGCUGGCGGAAGCCGUUCGCGAUGGAACUUUGAAGGGGUUGGGGUUUGCAUCUCAUCGUGAUGCCAAGCUGGAAAGAAUCAAAGCACAAACGCUUGGAACGGAAAGUGAGCUGAAGGGUCUGAAGGAGCUGCCCAAGGCUCCAGCAGCAACUCCACUGUUUCCCCCCUCAAGCGGCAGUACUUCGGUUACUAAGGAGGGCUCGAGUCAGCCCCAAGGUCACAGUAGCGAGACAAGGAGCGGCUACAACUCAUUUUUUUAG
Messenger RNA from Symbiodinium natans, 687 nucleotides. Lineage: Eukaryota; Dinophyceae; Suessiales; Symbiodiniaceae. The record is from the annotation of a GenBank genome assembly.